Molecule: messenger RNA, 3812 nt
Organism: Xyrauchen texanus (razorback sucker)
Lineage: Eukaryota; Metazoa; Chordata; Actinopteri; Cypriniformes; Catostomidae
Product: RNA-binding motif, single-stranded-interacting protein 1-like
Exons: 14
Coding region: 277-1479 (400 amino acids)
Cellular component (GO): cytosol; nucleus; ribonucleoprotein complex
Molecular function (GO): mRNA 3'-UTR binding; poly(U) RNA binding; poly(A) binding
Source: RefSeq, a predicted model, not a curated record
UGUCUUUCCUGCGGGCAACAGAACCGAGAUCAAUGAACCAGGCGAUUUACCGAAACUGGUCGGACGACCCAAGGUGGGAAUAAACCAUCGGUGAAUAGUGAUCAAGAACGACUAUUUUUAUUAAGUCGAAAUCUCCUCUGCUCACAAACGGAUUACUGGCAUUAAAAGUGUGCGAUGUGGAAAAUUUACAGUUCGGUACUGUAACACAAUAUCGACUGCCUGAUUUUGAGAUUUUUUUUAAACAUCGCUGGGUCAGAUAACGCAAGGGAAUACAAGAUGAUCUUUGCAAAUACGGCCAAUCCAGUAAGAACUCCGUAUCGAAAGCAGCCUCCUGUUGCUCCACCCACUCUCCCCAUGGCUCCACCCAGCCCGAGCACCAACAGCAGCACUAACAACAGCAGCAGCAGCAGCAGCACGACUGGCUGGGAGCAACUCAGCAAAACGAACCUUUACAUCCGCGGGUUACCGCCCGGAACCACCGAUCAUGACCUGGUCAAACUCUGCCAGCCAUAUGGUAAAAUCGUGUCCACCAAAGCCAUUCUUGACAAGACUACAAACAAAUGCAAAGGAUAUGGGUUUGUAGAUUUUGACAGUCCUGUAUCAGCGCAAAAAGCCGUUGCAGCACUAAAGACCAGCGGAGUUCAGGCUCAGAUGGCCAAGCAACAGGAGCAGGACCCGACAAACCUGUACCUGUCCAACCUGCCUGUGUCUAUGGAUGAGCAGGAGCUGGAGAACCUCCUCAAACCCUUUGGACAGGUUGUAUCCACCAGAAUCCUCCGCGACACUAACGGAAUGAGCCGGGGAGUGGGCUUUGCCAGGAUGGAGUCUACAGAGAAGUGUGAUGCAGUGAUCGCUCACUUCAACGGAAAGUUCAUUAAAUCCUCUUCUGGAAUGCUAGGUGCUUCAGAGCCACUGCUGUGUAAGUUUGCUGAUGGUGGGCAGAAGAAGAGACAGAGUCAGGCUAAAUACAUCCCCAACGGCAGAACCUGGACGCGAGACACGGAGGUGAGACUAAGUGGAAUGACCUUGACCUAUGACCCUAAUACUGCCCUUCAGAAUGGUGUGUUUCACAGGUACUAUGCUGCUCCUUACCCCAUGGGUAACAGAUUAAUGGCUCAACCAGGAGUGUCAUACCUCUCUCCCAUCUCUACUUACCAGGUACAGAAUCCCUCAUGGAUGCAACAUCAGCCUUACAUCAUGCAGCACCCGGGAGCAGUUCUAUCGCCCUCUAUGGAGCAUCCCAUGUCACUGCAGCCGUCCGCUAUGUUGGCUCCCCUCACCCAGCAGAUGGGCCAUCUCUCUAUGGGUGGCACUGCAACCUUUAUUCCUGCCAACACAGCAAUGCCUGGAGCUUAUAUCCCCCAGUACACCCACAUCCAACCGGCUGCCAUCCCUCCUGAGCAGGAAAGUGGUGUACAGCCACAAGAUGUCUCCUCUUCCGAUCCUUCAUCGUACUCCUUCCAACCCAACAAGCAAUAAAAUGGUUAACUGUCUGAGUUCAGAGCCAGACACAAUCUGCAAAGGGUUACUAUGGUAACAGCUUUUGCUUUCUCUGUGGCAUCAGACAGGAAGUGAUGCUCGUGCAUGGGUUCCAGAAAAUUUGUCCAUGAUUUAAACGACUGAUACAAGCAAUAAACAGGAAAACUCAGAAAACUCUUUUGAAAGUGCAAACAUUUUCUCCACCAAACCAAGACAUGGCAAUAUUACACCAUCUGUGGACAAAGAAGGGGGCAGAGAUUUAUUUUGCUAGGAAGAGGAAGGAGAAGUUGACAAAUGCUUAUUUUUACCAAGCACUAUUUACACAGACCAUGUCUGUGAAUUAUGUAGUGAGUGAACGUGAUGACAUGCAUGACGUUUUUAAAUAUGGUUUUUAUUACGUUUUUACAGACUGUUUCUCAAACAGACAUGAAAAGAUUUUUUGCUGUUGCAGUCAAAAUGAAGAGGUUUCUGUCUGCUUUUGGUCUUCCACUCUUUGCCUUUUUAGCAGUUAAAAUAUUUACCUUUUAGGGUGGGGUUUAGGUUGACUGAUGCAAUGCUUGCUGGCUGUUGGUCCUCCUUACACCUGACUCUAAAAACAAAGACUUAAAUUUUUUUUUCUUCAAAUUUUGCUCUGAAUCAAAGAUGAUUUGUUUCAGGGACUGCGUGUCUUUUGUGAAUGAGUCUUUCUAUUGAAUCCAUGUGUAAAUUGUUUAGGUAGAUAUAGAAGCAAAUGAAGAUCGGGAAGGGCGGGGCUCAGUGGGAGGUGGGCAUGACUGUUUUGGUUAAAGUGGGUGGAGUCAAGCUAGCUGAGGUAUGUGUGGGUGGAUGUGGGUGGGGCUAAUAAAAGGGAUAUUGUGGAUUUGCUGAAAGCUGUUCAUAGGCUGAUAAUGAUUUUCUUUUCGGUGCCAUUUUUUAAAAUGUAUUCUUUGUUUUGUUUCGCUUUUUUUUUUUUUUCUAACAACACAUCAGGAUUUCUCCAAACAAGGCAGAUGUGCAAUGUUUCUAUAGGUAGAAAGAAAGAAAUUUCCAAAUUAAAAAAAUAUUAGUGACUUUUUAUACUUUGCAAGUCAAUUAAAAAAUAUAUGCCUGUAUAUUUUCAGCUCUCUCUGUAAAUUCCUAAAAUAUUGGUAACAGCAUUCAUUAUGUACAUUACAUCUACAUUUGUAUUAUAGCACAGAUUUGCAGAGAAUAUGUUUCAGAAAAGAGACACCACUAAGUUUCUGGAUCAACUAUGUAAUUAGUCAGUUGUUCACUAUUAUUAAAUCAGACAAAACAAAAAAACACUUUCCACUAAAGACCUUUUCUGCCUGCUAUUGAAGACUUCCCAAUAGUAUGGACUACUGCAAAGAUGGGGAAUGGUCAAAUUGAAUGUGGUUUGGAAAUUCUUUUCAUUUUUUUUUUUUUUUUUUUGGUCAAUCUUGGCUCUCAGCUUUAAUCUAGUUUUUAUAAAUGUGUUCUCUGAGCAGGACGGAGGGAUGAUUUAAUCACAGGUUCGUAACACGUUUCUAAGCAAGCCUUUUGUCUCUAAUACAGUUAGAUAAGCAGAAUUCCGUGUGUCUAUGUGUGAUUGUGUAUUUAGAUGUCCAGGUCAGCUUGGCCUUAGAUCUACCUCAGAGUUGUAUCUGUUGUCUGAUUGGUCAGGUUGCAGGUCUAUCCUGUCCAGUCAGGUGUUAGAACACCGGCUCUGGAGCUGGUUUCAUGCAGAACUUCAUCUUUAAUGUGUCUGUCUUCCUCUAAUAAAACAUCUAAAUGUCUUUCUGUUGUUGGUUUUCAUGUUUGUUUGUUUUUUCACAUAAUAUUGUGACGAUUUGAGCUUGAUUGUGUGAAUUACUUCAUGUUUUUGUCCAGUUUCUUGCAGCAAAAGAGAGGCUUGUUUAUUUUUUCCUGCAUUUUUUUGUUUGUUAGGUUUUCCCAAAAAUCCAUAUGAACUCUGGAAAUUUCUGUUUGUUGUAGCCUCUUCACCUUUAGAGGCCUGAUCUGAACAACCAAAGUGAAAUUUUAUCGAGGUGCAAAGGAGCCAAUCAUAGUUACAUUGGAGAGAUACAGUUUCUUUAUUUCAGCUGUCAAAAUAAACGUUUUAGAACAGCAAUCCUUCACGCAGUAUGUCAAUACAGGACUGUUUAUAAAAUGUUGAAUUUUUUAAAAUUGUUUUAUUGAACAUAUGCCACUUGCCCGUCCAGAAAUGUAAAAAAAAAAAAAAAGAAAAGCUUUGUGCUCCUUUUCUAUUUUUCUCAAUUUUUUUAUUUUAUUUAAAUGUUUUUGGUUUUUUUAUUUCUGUUUUUUUUCUUUUGGGGAAAGAAAAAACUUUUUGAAUUAAAAGAGGUCAAACUUGU